CAUAAAUGAAGAGUUCUAAUCAACUUUAAAUUCUAAGAACUCUAAUACCCAAAUAAUAAUUAACAGAAGAAGAUGAUGAUUUACCAAAUCCUAUGUUAGAUUCAAUUAUCUCAUAAAAGUCUCAACAAUCUUAUCUUAUACCUGCAAAAAAUAUGAAAUUAAUAUUAAAUUCAAACCGAAGUGAUAAAACAAAAAGUCCUUUUAGAAAGCAGAAUUAGGCUUGGAAGAUAGGUUCUGAAAGCAAAAAAAGUUCAUAUUAAAAUUAAUACAAACAAAUAGAUAUUUUAUUCCCAUUAUUGAAAUUAGUUUAGUUAAAUUAAAAAUAAAAUAAAACUGAAUGUUUUAAUGGAGAAGAAGUGACAAUAGAUUAAAAAAUUUACUUUAUAAAAGCAAAUGAAAUUUUAAAUAUAUUUCAAAAAUCUGCUGAUGGAUAUACUUUAUCAUUAGAGGAAGCAGAUGAAGUUCAAGAAAAAGAGAUGAAGAAAAGUGUUUCAAUUUCAGAAAAAAUGAUUAAAUCUAUGAAGGCAAUAAAAACCUUUAAGAAAGCUAAAAAUAAAAUAAAAUCAUUCAUUUUAGUUUCAGAUGUGUCAAAAUAAACUGAUGAAUUGAUUAAAUACAAAUAAUAAGUUGAUAAAAUGAAUUAAUUCUUUAAUGAUGAUAAAAUAAUUUAUAAAAGUGAUCAUCAAUUAGGAGAGUAAAUAAUCAAGACAAAAUAAUUAUCUCCUUAGAAGGAUCAAAUUAGUGAAACUCAAAAUUGUUUUAAAGAAAAAGAAGAAAUUAUAAUUGAAAAUAAAAAUAAAAAAGGUUCAAAACGAUAUUAUCAAUUAAUAGAUAAUUCUAAAAGAAUUUUAAAACAAAUAGCAUUUAUAAUUGGAAUAUUUUUGUUAAUUUUCGUAAUGGCAUACAUUAAAACUUUAAAUAGUGUAACAAUCCAUAUAGAAGAUUUGUGA
This is a messenger RNA of Paramecium sonneborni, 950 nucleotides long. NCBI's taxonomy places the organism in Eukaryota, Ciliophora, Oligohymenophorea, Peniculida, Parameciidae. The record is from the annotation of a GenBank genome assembly.